AUGUCUCCACGUUGGGAACCAGGUCUCAGCCCAGACUGCGUAGGGCUGUACAAUAUAUGGAACGAGGUGGACGAAUACUAUAACCGGGCGCUUGCUUUGUAUAACACCGCAGUGCGAGAACACAUCUCGGUAACGAAGGUUUUGGACAGCGCGGUUGUCCACUGGAAGGGAAUUGAGGCUGGCGCGCCUCAACCUUCGAAUCCACCCACUUCGCAAGACCUUGAGGAUGGAGCACAAUACCGAUCGGACGUGAGGGCCGCAAAGGCUGCCUGGGAGGCUGUCGUGUUGAUGGUAGACAAAGCUCGGGCCAAAAUGGUCCAUGCCGACGAGCAUAGGUACUCUUCGCAGCGAGUUCGCGAUUACGCGUGGGCUGAUUACGAAGCGCAAGCGCAGAAAGAGGUAAAGGAGCGGGAGGAGCACGACCGGCGGAAGAGUGAGAGAUUUUCCUGGGCACGCCCCAAGCCGCAACCAAAGGAGCCUGACGAGUACUGGAUUCCGAAGUACGACUGGAAGAAGCUGUUUGAAGAGGAUCAGGCGAAAAAGGAAGCUCAAUCGGCCCGCCAGGCUGAGCUGAAUCUCAACAGCUACGAGCUGACGCCUCCUGGUCCAGAAGAGAUUGCCCAGUAUAUCUCCAGCCUCGACGCCGCUUUUGAGAACUAUGCUACCCUGGAGAGGUUUCCCAGCCCUCCUGCCUGGACUUGCACUGUCCCCUUCUGUGACGCCCAAAGGAGGGAGCGGGAGCUGGCUGCCUGUAGCCAUCAGAUUGCGUACGUCUUCCGUGGGAGCGAUCUGAAGAAACUAAGAAGGUCCUUUCAUCCCGACCGGUUUUCGGCGAAUCCAAAUGCGCCAGCGAUGCAGAGGCAGGCGCAGGAAGUCUUUGUUGCUCUGGACGCUGAGCAUCAACUGGGCGAAGAAGAAGAUGCAGAUAGUGACUGA
Saxophila tyrrhenica is the source of this 936-nucleotide messenger RNA. RefSeq lists its product as uncharacterized. The record is from RefSeq and is a predicted model, not a curated record. The transcript has a single exon. Lineage: Eukaryota; Fungi; Ascomycota; Dothideomycetes; Mycosphaerellales; Extremaceae. The coding region runs from base 1 to 936 and encodes 311 amino acids.